Molecule: messenger RNA, 3254 nt
Organism: Verruconis gallopava
Lineage: Eukaryota; Fungi; Ascomycota; Dothideomycetes; Venturiales; Sympoventuriaceae
Product: ATP-dependent RNA helicase fal1
Exons: 4
Coding region: 53-1252 (399 amino acids)
Cellular component (GO): catalytic step 2 spliceosome; nucleolus
Molecular function (GO): RNA helicase activity; ATP binding; mRNA binding
Source: RefSeq, a predicted model, not a curated record
CUUCAGCCGCAAAAGUAUAACUACGAUUUAAAAAAUCUUCACCUACUCAAACAUGUCGGAAGGCAUCGAUCGCAAAGCCGACGAGAAGUUGGAAUUUGUCUCCUCGAAGGAGGUCAGCGUAGCUCCGACUUUCGAGGCUAUGCACCUCAAAGAGAACUUGCUCCGUGGAAUAUACGCAUACGGCUACGAAUCACCCUCAGCAGUGCAGUCUCGAGCCAUCGUGCAGAUAUGCAAAGGCCGCGACACCAUCGCUCAAGCUCAGUCGGGCACAGGCAAAACCGCCACCUUCAGCAUCAGCAUACUACAAAUCAUCGACACCGCUGUCCGUGAGACGCAAGCGCUGGUCCUCUCGCCAACUCGAGAACUUGCAACGCAAAUUCAGUCUGUCAUUAUGGCCCUAGGGGACUAUAUGAACGUGCAGUGCCACGCGUGCAUUGGAGGCACUAACGUCGGCGAGGAUAUCCGCAAACUUGACUAUGGACAGCACGUCGUCUCCGGGACCCCCGGCCGCGUCGCGGACAUGAUCCGCCGACGCAACUUGCGCACCCGGCAUAUCAAGAUGCUAGUCCUGGACGAGGCUGACGAAUUGCUCAAUCGUGGGUUCCGCGAGCAGAUCUACGACGUGUACCGCUACUUGCCCCCCGCAACGCAAGUUGUCGUUGUGUCUGCCACGCUACCGUACGACGUGCUCGAGAUGACGACCAAGUUCAUGACGGAUCCCGUGCGCAUCCUUGUCAAGCGUGAUGAAUUAACACUUGAGGGCCUCAAGCAGUACUUUAUUGCGAUCGAGAAGGAAGAGUGGAAGUUUGACACGUUGUGCGACCUAUACGAUACGCUGACCAUCACCCAAGCCGUCAUCUUCUGCAAUACGCGCCGUAAGGUGGAUUGGCUAACGGACAAGAUGCGCGAGGCAAACUUCACCGUCUCAAGCAUGCACGGUGAAAUGCCGCAGAAGGAGCGGGACAGCAUCAUGCAGGAAUUCAGACAGGGCAACUCGCGCGUGCUCAUCUCGACCGAUGUGUGGGCCAGAGGUAUCGACGUGCAGCAGGUGUCCUUGGUCAUCAACUAUGACUUGCCCAGCAAUCGUGAAAACUAUAUCCACCGCAUCGGUAGAAGUGGUAGAUUCGGCAGAAAGGGUGUGGCCAUCAACUUUGUGACCAGCGAAGACGUUCGCAUUCUUCGUGACAUUGAGCUGUACUACUCUACGCAGAUUGACGAAAUGCCGAUGAAUGUGGCAGACCUCAUUUCUUGAGCAUGGCGUCGUGCGCCUUAUGCUGAAGUGCAUAACAUUUGUCCAUACAGCAGUGAAGCAUGACGUGGCGUCUGUAUCACAUCAUGGUGAAAAAAAACAGGCUAUCCAUGGCGGUUGGAUGGCUGCACGAGAGUGGUGGAAAGGGCAUGUAAGCCAUAGCUUGAUCCAGUUCUCAAAUUCAAUAUCACGGUGUCGUCAUAUUUGAUUCUGUUCUUGCAGGCGAUAAAUGACCACAUGUGAAUCACCUAUCCGUCUACUGAGCAAUAUCUGCUCUCUUUACUUCUGAACGGGUCCGGAAUUAUUAUUGGAAUUUGCUGCAUCUGGCAAGAGCAAAGCCUCUUACUGCCAUUACCUCGACCAUCUCAAUCGUACAAUCAUCAAGAACAGCGGAUUCAUAGUGAGCGAUUCGUCCUGAAAGAUAAAGGAGAAGGCUAGUAUGGAAACGUUCAUGGGCUUCACUCAGCUUCGUGGCUUGAAUGUCUGGAGCACGCAUCAUUUUCGCGACAGCAUGCAAUGGCUAGCAGCAGAAUAAAACGUUGCAGUUUGCGAAACCAAAGUCGUAAAAAGAUGUAAGAUUUUCUUUUUGCAUCAUUUUGUGCUACUUAUGGAUGGUCUACGGAUCAUUUGAACUCUGCAGGACCCGUUCUCGGAUUGAGCUGCAGUAAGAAUCAUUCCAACAGAACAGGACAAAUACGCAAAGUCGUUCUGAAUGUCUUGAGAGACGAUUGUUUGUCUUGCACGAUGUAAAAGCUCGAAGAGGACGGCUAGUCAACGGCCUUUGCGUUUUGUUACAUUUGGUCGGGUUUAACACGUUUGACCCACAGAACCACGUAAAUUGAUUAGAGCCAGUCCGGCUUAUUUCUGACAAAAACGCCCACCACUCGACUCUAGCAGCUCUGAAGAACAAUGAAAAUCUCAAGAUUCGGAUAAGUGAAAGACUUCGUCCAUCAAAGAGCCCUGCAAUAUCUGUCGAUCAUGUAGAGAGAUUCUACUGCUUAUACGAGCACAUAAAGUACAUUCUAUGUCCUUCAGAUUUGACUGUCGCUCAGCAUAUCGACGAACGCGAAAAAGCAAAUAUUGGCUUCCGUGGUUUCGGUAUUCGAAUAGGGCUUCUGCAUUGGUCGCAAAUUUUUUGGUCAUAACUUCAAGGAAAUUGCGAUGAAAGACACGCCGUCCUGCGCGUACGAAGCAAUUCUUAGAAAAGCUGAAAAAAGGUGCUACAAGCUACUGCGUGAGCUCAAGGUCGUGACUGUAUUCGGAGAAGACUUUGGCGAGCUUUUGCAACUUGAUGUCGCCGAAGCUGCGACUGAGUUGAUUUAGGUGCUUAUGGAACGCCGAAGUACCCUCUGGUCAUGACAAAGUCGCAGUUACCGUCGAGAUCUUGCGCGGAACAGUCUCAAUGUCGAAGUUACAGGCGAGAAACGUUAGAUUCUAAAGCAGUUUGACUAUUGGACUUUCUCUGAGCUAUUCCUCGCUUGUGCAGCUGCGGGUGGUACAUGUCACCAAACUAGGGUUCAAAAAGUGCGGGCACUAGCGGGCAAGAUGAAAGAGCAAUAAACGAAGCUUAGAAGCAAAUUAGAGAAACUCCCACCAGCAGUUCAGGAGAUCCAAGUAUUUGAUCUAUCAUCGGCUGCCGUAUUGCUGGGGAAAGCAUCAGCAAAUAUCCGCAAGUCCAGAAUAAGGAUUGGUUGGGCACAAAUUCACGUGGUGUUGAAUGCAUUAAUAUUGGACUUGAUGGAGAGCAUUCUGACGGACAAACAUUGUAUGAAAGUUGUAGUUCAAUAUCAGACGUCGAGUUUGAUGAGCUGUCGCUCUGCAGAGCGAAGGGCAAUGGCGAUCCCGGAUAAGGAUCGCGAAGAGCAACAAAGGGGCGGCAUCAUUUGCGUACAUGGCAGAUGUUUCCGCAAGGAAAAGGCAAAGGUAUCUUGCUCUUCGGUUACCCGCUCUUCUUCAUUCCUUGGCAGAGACGACGUUGCUAGUAGUCAGAAUUAAUUGACGCGAC